Molecule: messenger RNA, 451 nt
Organism: Lutzomyia longipalpis
Lineage: Eukaryota; Metazoa; Arthropoda; Insecta; Diptera; Psychodidae
Gene: ubl
Product: ubiquitin-like protein 5
Exons: 3
Coding region: 157-378 (73 amino acids)
Biological process (GO): protein modification process; mRNA splicing, via spliceosome
Cellular component (GO): cytoplasm; nucleus
Molecular function (GO): protein tag activity; protein binding
Source: RefSeq, a predicted model, not a curated record
AAAACGUAAACAAUUCAUCAUCACUGCAACACCUAAAACUUCUUCACAAAAAUUGCAGAAAAUACGUGAAAAUAAUUAAAAAUCUCUUCAAUUUAUUGCUGAAUCAAAGUUCUGAAUUAAUUGUAAAGAAGUUCUAAGAAUAAUUUGUGAGAGAAAAUGAUUGAAAUCACCUGCAAUGAUCGAUUGGGCAAAAAGGUGAGAGUUAAAUGCAAUCCGGAUGAUACUAUUGGGGAUCUGAAGAAAUUAAUAGCCGCACAAACAGGGACAAAAUACGAUAAGAUUGUGCUGAAAAAAUGGUAUACAAUCUUCAAGGAUCACAUAAGACUAAUUGACUAUGAAAUCCACGAUGGGAUGAACCUGGAGCUGUACUAUCAAUAGACGACUUUUUAGCAUGAUUACAAUCUUGAUUUAUUUUUUGGAAUAAUAAAAGGAUUUCCAGGCAAAUUAGGUA